Molecule: messenger RNA, 5019 nt
Organism: Brassica rapa (field mustard)
Lineage: Eukaryota; Viridiplantae; Streptophyta; Magnoliopsida; Brassicales; Brassicaceae
Source: RefSeq, a predicted model, not a curated record
UUCUUCUCCAAUUUCAGAUUUGAUCCAAUCUGUAGCCUAAGGGGAAACGAAAAGGGGAAACUGCGACAAAUCAAAAAAGGUGGAUCCAUGGGUGAUGUACAGCUAAAGAAAAGAGGAUACAUCUGGGCAAUCUCUGCUGGGUUCAAUGCAGCUCUUGCUGCCAUCUCUGCAAAGUUCUUCUCAUCUCUCGUGAUAAAGUAUGGAUUGGUUGUAUUAUGCAAUGUGGUAAUGUGGGGAUGUUAUGUAAACAGCUUAAGAGCUCUCUCUUCUCUACAAGCUACAGUCACUAACUUUGCUGCUAAUUUUCUCUCUUCUGGUUUUGCUGGCCUCUUUCUGUUUCACGAGUCCUUAUCAUUCCGUUGGUUUGCGGGGGCUUUAUCGAUCACCAUUGGAGUUGUAAUCCUCAGUAAGUCAAGUGUUGAUAAGAAGGUUAGUACGGAUUAGUACAAGAACCAAUGUAAUAGCUUUUCUUCUUGAGAAGGCUGGUUUUGCGUACAAGGAGUUAAGAGCUGGAGAUUAAGUUGUUUGAAGUUUUAGAUUUUAUUCUGUUAAGAGGACCAAACUUGUAAUACCUACGAUUGAUUUUCAUGAUUUUAUUGAAGUAGUUAGAUACUAAAAUAAUGUUUGGUUCUUUUUUUUUUUGGGUUUGUCAUGUCUAACCGCAACAAUCUACUAGACUCUUCUUCUGCAUCUUGAUUAAAAUCAAGAGGCAGUGGCAAGAAACUAAGAAACUACUGCAUACCUACGACAAUAUGUGCCAAAAAAUGUUUGAAACUUUCUAAUCACAAAAUAUACGGUUAGAUCAAAGAACCAGCCAUGUCGUGGGGCUUACGUCACAUAUUUUUUCAAUAGAAAUAUGGACAAUUCUGUUUUACUUUAUGUGAAGUGAACAUACCUUUACUCAUUACUUGAUUUUCAAGCUACAAUGUCUUGUCUCUUAACGUUUCCAUCUCGGGCGUAAUAGGCAAAUUACUAGAGAUGUUGACAAUUCUCCAGUUCUUAAACGAAAUUACAUUUUUUUUUCGGAGUUCUUUUUCUUUUGCAUUCACUCUUUAUAGGUUAACCACCGUAUACAUUGUAUAGUUUUGCAUUUGUGAAUAAAGGAAAAUAUACAAAGAUUUUUCUUCUACUUUCAAAAGCUAUUUUCAAUAUUUUGUAGACUCAUCAAGAUAAUUCUCGAGAAUCCACCAAACCCUGCUAUAAUCGUAUCAAAACAACAAUGAAAUAGUGGUUUUGUAAGAUACGAUAUUACGGAAACAACAAUUGAAUCAAUCAUCGUGAUGAUGAGUGGUAGAACAACUGAAAAUUUGCAAAACAAUAAGGAAGUAAGAUAAUGUAUGCAAAUAUAUCUUGAGAUCUAAUGACAUUGUUACAACACUAGAUAUAUAUUGAGGAAGGUUGAAGUACCAAGAAACAUUCAUUAGAUCUCGAAAAGACGACGCUCAUGGUCACUACUGGUAUAAUAGAACUGUUAGAUAUCUAUAUGCGGAAGCGAGCUAAACCGGAAACAUACCUAUUCUAGUUUAGCGAUGAACAUUGCUUGAUACAAUCUGGAAUUGGAUGCAAGAAUCGGAAAGAAAUUACAGAUGGAAAUCAACCACAUGUCCCCAUUCAAGUACAUUUCUAGUUGAUUCAUUGAAGCUUCUUCUUUCCAAAACGUUUUACUCUCUCUUUAGAAAUAUGUUUGUUAUAAAUAUAUUAUUACAAUUGGUUCUCUUCUAUUUGCAAUGUCUCAUAUAUAUAGACAGUCAAGAGACAUUAUGUGAGGAGUCACAUAAGUUCAAGGAAGAGACAUGUAUUUUCAGCAAAGAGACACAUCUUUUAAAUGAAGAGUCACAUAUCUUCAUUUAAGGUGUUAUACGGAUAAUUUCCCAUAACUAUUGGUUAACCAAAACGGUUUGGUAUGCUGCCUAAUCAUGGAUGCAAACCGACCAUAAACUAAUAUCUCCCCCUCACACAUGAUUGGGAGCUUGUCGAGUACUAGAAAAGUCUUAGAGAUCAAGCGUGAGAAUCCUAAUUCAGAAAUCAUAGGGCAAAUGAACCGUGCGACCCUUACAAGUACACUAACACUUGGGAGUUAAAUUAUGCACCUGUUAGGGAUACAUACAAGUUACAACCCUAGAAAACUUUGCUUUUCAGCAUGUCUCGUUGUUUCCCAACUCAUUGGUCUUUUAUAUCGAUUUAACAUUCCUGAUCUCUAAAGCAUAUGUUAGACUUCUCCUAUAUCAUGUGUUCGCUAUAUCCAAACUCCAAUUGAAUGAUACAGUGGCUGGCCAAAAAACACAUGUCAAAAUAAAAACUAAUAGUUUUUUUUUUCCAAUCUCAUGUCCAUCUGUUCGAAUUAACUGCUUUUCUAGCAUGUCCCAUAAGGCGAAUUAUUCCAUUACCGUUGAAAAAUAUACUAAAGUAGCAAACAUUAUUUCUUUCCUUCAAGAACAUAGCUGAAGGUUCAAGGAUAACUUUGUAACCAUAAAUAUGUUAAUAGGAACUCGCAUGAGAGGGAUAUGGAUUAAAAAUAAAACAAUCGCUCGCUUCCUAUAUAGUCGUAAAUAGCACAUGUGGUAUGCAUACAUGUCACAGUACUCAACUCUUCUCUUAAGAGCAUGUGUCAAUUACAUAAACCAAAUAUCACUAUGUGGAUCCUUCUCGUGCAGAUGAGUUGGAGGCAGCAAUCUUCAACUCCUUGCUUUGAACGACGGCAUCGUCAUUUGUGGAUCCUUCUCGUGCUGCCAGUUAGGCAUUUAUAAAACGAUAUGGAUGGUCCGGGAAUGAUUCUUUGAGCAGGUUAGAGCGGUGGGGGUUCAAUGGAAGCUGUAGGCGCUGUGUGUUUCAAAGUCUGAGGGCGCCUUUCUCUCCAGUGGCUCGUGGCAACUAGUAGCUCUCUCUGUUCCGGUUCUUCCUCUGGUCAUUCGCCGCUUCGCUCUUGGCUUUGCUUUUGUCGUGUCUCUUAUGUUUCAUUGUUGUUUUGGCUUUGCUUCUUAGGACCUUUUGUUAGUUUAAUUUCUGCAUCUUCUGCUACUAGUUCAUCCCAGUAAUUUCUGUAAAAAAUCUUAAAAGCUUGGUAUAAAGUCUUAACAUUUUACCAAAAAAAAAAAAAAAUAUCACUAUGUGGAUCAAGCUACUAACAGCUCGUUCACUAGCACCUUUUUUAAGUCUUUUGGACCGUUAAAAGAAUAUAAUUGCUUUGUCAAAAAAAUAAUUCUGUUUAAACAAUAAAAUAAAUACAACUAAAUCUACGGUUAAAAGACCAAAAUUUAUGAAUUUUAUAAUAAUUUACCUUGUACAGUAAAACCACCACUUAUUGGAUAAGUUUGUGGUACAUCCUCUUGUUUUAUUUUAAUUUGUUGUUAUUUUUUGUUUGGAAAAGUUCUAAUAUUUUUAAAGUAUUAUGUUAGUUAACUUUACAGCCUAAUCUAAUAUACUAAUCUUUUAAAUAAAACAUAACUUAACUAAUUCAAAUUUAGUUAAUAUAUAUAUAUAUAUAUAUAUAUAUAUAUAUUAUAUUCAAGCAUAAUAUUUAUAGCAACUCUAUUUUAUAUAUAUGAAAUAAAAAUACAUGUAGUAUAUUAGAAAUAUUCAGAUAUUAAUUUUUGUUAAAUAUCUCAUGCAUGAAACAUUAAAUAAAAUUAUUAUAAUCGGGCGAUUGUGGCCUUGUGGUUAAGAGCUCAUGGCUGUGAGUUCUGCCACUUAGAUUUGAGUUUUGCCCACCGACUAUUAAAAUGAAAAGGAAAAAAUGGCCCAUGGAUGUCUUCGGUGGGCUUUCCGGCUCAGCUCCAGUGGACGGUCAUUAAACACUAGCCGGAUCUCUUUCGAGGACAUCUGAAUACCAGGUUCAUUAAAAAAUGUUAUUAUAAUAAAAUAUGCAUCAAUUAAAUUAUAAAUAUGCUGGAAAAUAAUAAUAAUUUAAUUUAAUUAAAUAUACUAAUAUGAAUAUUUUAGACUGUUCGGUUAGUUUGUGUUUCGCUAAUCCGCUUAAUUUACUAUUUGAUCCGCUAGAUCCGCAACGUUUGAUAUAUUUUUCCUAUUCAGUUUCUUAGAUAAACCGAAAUGUUUCACGUCUUUUAUUAGUAUUUUACCUAUUUUAUAGUUAACUUUUCAACAUAUUGGAGAAUUUUCAUUUAGUCACUUUUUAAUUUUCUUCUUAUGAAUUUUGUAUUACAUAAAUAUGUUACAUGAUUAUUUUCUAUAUAUUUUAAUAGCUAGAAAUAAUUUUUAACAAGAUUAAAUUUGUUAACCGGAUAUCUUAUAAACAAAAAAUAAUAAUGUUAAGACAUGUUUACUGGCUGUUGACUCAACUGAGGUGGAUUAAUUUAAAUGACAUACUUUUUAGGGUGAAUUUGUCAAAAGACCAAAUUUAAAAAAGAAAUUAAUAAUAAAGUCUAUAACAAUUAUGUCAACUUCUAUCCGGUAUUAUCUUUUUUUUUGUUCAAGUUGCCAGUAACAGAUAGAAAAACUGAUGACAUCAACAAUUUGACACCCCACAAUUAAUUAUCACAUGUAAUACAACCAACAUUACACUUUUGUUUAACACAUAAAUAUGCAUCUGAUUUUUCUAUACCAUAUCACUAAAAUUAAUAGGAUUCAAAAUCCACUCACAUCUAGUAAAUACUAAACUUUACUCUAAACCUCAACUCAUAAAUACUAAACCCUAAACUUUAAACAUCACCCUUCCAUCUAAAUACAAAACUCUAAACCCUAAUUACUGAACCCUAAACCCAAAUAUAAAUCUUAAAUCCAAUUAUCAAAAUAUGAAAAUAGUAUAUAAUAUUAUGUAAUAUUAAACUAAAUCCAAACAAAAUUCCUUAAUGCUAAACUCAGACCUAACUUUUGAAUACUAAACCCAAAAAUGAUAUCACUAAACCCAAACAUAAACUCUCACCUUCCAAAUACUAAACCCUAAAUCCUAAUCACUAAACCCUAAACCAAGUAUAGACUCUAAACCCAAAUAGAAUGGAACAAAAUACAUAGUAUAGUACAAAUUGAUGACCAAAAAAGAACACUCUUUAUUAAUCGUCAAAU